This is a messenger RNA of Anguilla anguilla (European eel), 2201 nucleotides long. Its product is annotated as LRR receptor-like serine/threonine-protein kinase RCH1. Lineage: Eukaryota; Metazoa; Chordata; Actinopteri; Anguilliformes; Anguillidae. Gene Ontology annotation, molecular function: protein binding. The record is from RefSeq and is a predicted model, not a curated record. Bases 648 to 1694 code for a protein of 348 amino acids. The transcript has 5 exons.
GUUUAACUAAAAUUUUUUAUUAUUGAAGAGGGUGAGUACCAAACGGGAAAGACAAUCAACCAGGUAGGACUAAAAUACUGAUUGUAGGUCAGUUACUCUGGAAGUAUGUCUCGUUUAUGCCACUUAUGGGUCUUCCGCCAUGGCAGAACUACAGUAUUUAUUAGUCUAAUUUUUUGACAUUGUUGUGUUCAGCACCUCGCUACUCCUGACAAGCCAGGAGAGAAUAUAUCUAGCUGUAGUCCUUAUGUUUUCUGAGUGAUCUGCAUUUACGGUAUAUGUUCGUGCAAGCUGGCCCAUCAAAAACCAAAAAGAAUUGCAGUCAUAGUCGGGAAACUAGCUGUGGCAAUCCGGAGGUAUUCAGUAGAAAAUCUUGUGACAAUAUGCAAACACGAGGGAGGGGUCAGUUUAAGGAUGUCUUGACCUACUUCUUCAUUUACCGGAAUGGGGAGGUGCCUAUAGAGUGCACUGUCCGCAUGGUUUGUAAAGAUUUCCGGUGCGUGUGUGCGUUUGUAUGUGUGUGUUGGACGAGAGAAAGAGAGCUUACUUUUGAACCAGGAGUCCCCAGCAUCUGUAGUCCCUGGAGGGCUACAAGGUGUGCUGUUUUCCACAAUCCAGUUUAGAUUUACAAAACCAGAAGGGAGGGCAGCAUGAUGUCAGUGGGGCAAAGCCUCUUUAUGGCCUUGUAUCUCUGGGACUUGGUUACAGGCGUUGCUCCUUGGACAGUAGGCCCCUGUGACCUUGUCACCACAAAGGCAUACUUCAACUGUAGUGGGAGAAAGCUGACAGAGGUUCCUGGGGAGGUGUGGGCUAAUGUGACCAUGCUCGAUCUAUCCCAGAACUCCCUGAACCUCACCCGUCCCGCGACCCUUCAGGCCCUGAGGAGGCUCGAAGGCCUGGUCCUAUUGAACCUGUCAGGAAACUACCUCCCCCUGCUGGACAGUGACACGCUGGCGGGCUUGCGGGACCUCAAUGUCCUGGACCUCAGCUCGACCCAGCUAGCGGAGAUCAAGCCUGGCGCAUUCCAGGCCUUGCCAAAGCUGCACACGCUCUUACUUGGGAACAACAGGCUGCGGGACCCUUUACCUGCUGCCCUUGGAGACCUGUCAGCCCUGUCCUUCCUUGAUCUCCAUGGCAAUGACCAAUUGAAGGCUCCUCCCCCGGCUUGGCUUAAGGGUAUACAGCAGAUAAUUAGGCCCAGAGCUUGGCAUGGCUUGGAUCUGGGGGACAUGCCUAGAGGUGCAUCAAACUUUCACAGAAAACUGCUGGUAGAGGAUGAAGUUAAAAACAAAAGCUUGAAAGCAGAAGCCCCCAGCGGGGACGCCCCCACUCCGACGCACACCUGGCUGUACCUGAUGGCCGCCCUGGUGACAGCCCUCUCCGUCGCCUCCCUGAUCCUCCUGGCGGUCAAGUGCAAGCUGUUCCGUCGCUACCUGGCCAGCUACCGCCACGCCCUGCUGUACGAGGGUGACGUCGCCAGCCAGUGCAGCCGGGCGGGGCUGGGGGUGGGGCUCCCGGGGUAUGACCGCCACGGCGACGGCCAACCCCGCCCAGGGCUGGAGGAGGACGACGAUGACGGCUUCAUCGAGGACAACUACAUCCAGGCCAGCGAGAGGGAGAGGGCGGAGAAGGAGGCUGAAGAGGGGGAGGGGGGAGAGGAGACCGAAGACGACGACCUCCAGUUUACCAUUGGUUAGCGGUACUGGGGGUCUGACCAUUUACCAUUGGAUAGCAGUACUGGAGGUCUGAGGCAGUGGGAUGUCAAUAUGGCUCCACUUUUUUCUUGUCUUAGACCAAUUAUUUGUUUACAAUGACUUUUUUAUGAAUCAUAGUGUGCACAGUUUAACACUGAUUGACUCAUUGCUGUAAAUAAUUGAACAUCCAGACCACUGACACAGUGUUGUUCCUGGUGGAAAGCUGACCAGAAAAUACACAGGGUCAGUCUGGUGUCAGAUGUGCCCGUUUCACACAUUUUAAUCUUUUGAAAGACACUCCCUAUUGAAAAGUUUGCAAUCAAUAGCAAAUAAGUUGUCUAUCUGUAAACGAUCUGUUUUCUAUGUAUUUAUCACACUUUAUAUUUUUUCACUAAACGGAUUAAAGUAUAUGCUCUUUUAUUGUUGUACAAUGAUGAUACUAAUUUGUUCACAGCAGGCAUUUAGAUUUAGAAUGCUUGCCACAGUUAAUAAAGACUCCAAUUAUAUCAA